Molecule: messenger RNA, 657 nt
Organism: Thlaspi arvense
Lineage: Eukaryota; Viridiplantae; Streptophyta; Magnoliopsida; Brassicales; Brassicaceae
Source: the annotation of a GenBank genome assembly
AUGUUUAGUCUUACCGAGCUCGAACACACACUAAGAGUGCCUCCGCAUCUACUUAACCUCCCCCUGGAAGAUGCGAUUAAGUCAGUGCUUCAGAAUGUGUUCUUGGACAAGGUUCAUGCGAAAUUGGGCCUUUUCGUCUCUGUUUACGACAUUAAAUCAGUAGAAGGAGGAUUCGUUUUACCCGGGGAUGGUGCUGCGACCUAUAAGGUAGGUUUUAGAAUGGUAAUGUUUCGUCCAUUUGUGGGUGAGGUCAUAGCUGCAAAGUUCAAAGAAUCUGAUUCCAAUGGCUUGCGCUGUGAGUACUACAUUGUACUUAAUUUCCUUACUGGUGACUUAAUAACACUUGGAUUCUUUGAGGAUAUUUAUGUGCCUGCUCCACUGAUACCCACACCAAACCGCUGUGAGCCUGACCCUUACAAUAGGAAACAAAUGAGAUGGGUGUGGGAAUUUGGAGAACCGAAAGAAGACUAUAUUAUCGACGACUCCUGUCAGAUCAAGUUUCGAGUAGAGAGCAUCAGCUAUCCACCAGUUCCAAUUGAGCGGGCUGAGGACGCAAAGCCUUUUGCUCCUAUGGUGGUCACUGGGAAUAUAGAUGAUGAUGGCUUGGGUCCUGUUUCUUGGUGGGAGUCUUUUGACCAGAUUGAUCCAGAAGAGUGA